Messenger RNA from Emericellopsis atlantica, 1784 nucleotides. RefSeq lists its product as uncharacterized. The coding region runs from base 262 to 1425 and encodes 387 amino acids. The record is from RefSeq and is a predicted model, not a curated record. NCBI's taxonomy places the organism in Eukaryota, Fungi, Ascomycota, Sordariomycetes, Hypocreales, Bionectriaceae. The transcript has 5 exons.
ACCCCCCGUUGAGGCACCGCGACUCAGUAGUAUCUGGCAAAGCCCCAUUGUGUGGCAGAUCUAAAAGAAUGCACUUGGUCGACAAGGCUACAUACUCUCCAGUUUGUGCGCUAGGCUCUCAUUUUUAUAUAUCCAGCAGGGCCUGACUUGUCGUCGUCGUCGUCGUCGUCGUCGUUGAUUCUUGCUGUUCGCCUCGCCCCCAGUCACUGUCAAGCGCAUUUCUCUUUUGUCAUUCUCUUCGCAUCGACAAACACACAAGCCAUGCCUGUCUCGAUAGACCAGCCCGAGUUCCUGCACGAGGUAUGGGCCCUCUUUGGCGUGGGUUGUCUGAUCCUGCUGGGACGCUUCGUGGUGCGCCUGCGUGCCGUGGGCAUCAAGGGCCUCCAGGGCGAUGACUUCUUUUCCAUGCUCGUCUGGAUCUUCUACGCCAUGGACGCGUCGACGGUGCACUUAAUUUACUUCCUGGGCACGAACGUGGAGGCGGGCGUUGCGGCGGAAAAGGGGCCCCUCUCGGACAAGGACAUUCGAGACUACGAACUGGGGUCCAAGCUGCAGCUCAUCGCCUGGUACUCAUACACGGCCCUGCUGUGGUCGCUCAAGGGCACCAUGCUGUGCUUCUUCUCGCGGUUGACCAUUGGCACAUGGCACAACACCUUUGUCAAGACGGCCUCGUGGCUGUGUGCCCUUGCGUACAUUGCCGUCUUCCUGACCAUCACCUUUGGCUGCUUUCCCACGCACGACAACUGGCAAGUCCUCCCGGAUCCCGGGGCCAAGUGCACCUUUAAGCUGCAGAACUUUAUCGUCACCACCGUUCUGAACGUCAUGACCGACGGUAUGAUCUUCUGUAUCCCUCUGCCCCUGUUGUGGACACUGCAGGUGCCCCUGAAGAAGAAGCUCGUCAUCGGCCUCCUCCUCUCGUCCGGCGCCUUUGUCAUUGCCGCCGCCAUCAUCCGCGUCGUCCUAACCACCUCGGCCAACCCCUCAUCCGUCAGCAUCAACAGCUGGGGCGUCCGCGAGACCAUUGUCGGCAUCCUGACCGUCAACAUCCCUAUCCUCCGCCCCAUUGCCAGCCGCGAGUUCUGGUCCCGCAAGACCAGCAAGCUACCCAGCAGUCACGGCGGCGCCGGUGCCUCCCACGGCACCGGCACCAAGCCGAGCAACAUCACAGGCUCCUACGAGCUCGCCAGCAGCAUCGACAAGGGCAACCGCUUCGGCCGCAAGAGGCAGGACUCGGACUCGAAUGGUAGUCAGGAGAGCAUUAUUGGGAAUAUGAAGACCGGCGGCGGCAGUGAUCCCAACGCUGUGACCGUGCAGACGACCUACCAGGUCUCGAGCGACCAGGAGGUAGGCGGCGACUCGUGGCAUCAUGGCCGGGGCGGACUCACGCAGACGUCGGUGCUUGGAGGCAAGGCUCCAAAGUUGUAGUAGGUACGAUGAAGAGGGCAGGACAGCUCUGCUUCGCCGGUACAACAGGACAGCAUGGACAUUGCGGCUUGGAGAUGUCGAGACAUUGCAUGGUGUGAACAGCAUACGACCAAGGACAUGGCGAUUGAUUCUUAUCUAUAAUCAUUCAUGGCGUGAAUCGACGCCCACGAUACCCUAUAUACGAUAAUUUGUUACUUUUGAUCAACGGGAGCCUGUGGUGGCUGUCGACAUGGUGUAAAAGGGCAUCUCUUGUGGCAGCAGCAUCCAUUCUGCAGGUACUAACUGGAAUUCGGAAACCCAGAUUGAUGAAACAAGCGCCAAGCACGCCGAGACUCACUGUCAUCAUCUUCCUUCGACAU